GCUUUGUGCUAACCCAAAGUUAUUCCCAAAAGGCUUUAGCACUCCACGCCCUCUUGCAUCUCCGAAGGGCGGAAAGCAAGUGUUCUUGGCACUGGAGUGUCAUCAGUGUCCCCCUAACCAAAAGGGACACUCCCUUUCCCCUCCCCAACACAUGCUGGGGAAGCUUUUUGUACUUGUGGGAAAAAUGUCCUUAACUCUCAUCCUGAAACUUCCUACAAUUCAGUGGCAUUUCGCUUUGAUAGUCAGGACCCCCAAAAGUGUUCUUGAGGGUUUGGCUGAGUCUCAGGCGUGCGUUUCCCUAGGGCAGCCGACUCAUUGGGACUGAGCCGAGGCCUGGGAUUUUUCUAGUCACCAGCAGGCGCUGGAGCUGGGGAGCACAGGAUGCUGGCUCUCAGAGUUCAGAGGGAGCCGCGAGGUUAAUGAGUAACUACGUAGCGAUCUGCCAUCCCGUUGCGAGCUCGGGCUUGAAGAGUCUGGGUGACCUGGGCUGGCAUCUCCAUUCUCCCUUGCCACCAAGGAGACCGGAGGAGCAAAUGUGUGCCUUGGGGGUGUGGGUCAAAAACAGGUCUGCUUUCCCUUCUGGAAUCGCCCUUCUGGAGCUGCCUUCUCCCGAGCUCAGAUGGAGUUACACGUGCCCCCGGGCCUCAACAAAUUGGAGGCGGUAGAGGGAGAAGAAGUGGUGCUCCCUGCCUGGUACACGAUGGCACGGGAGGAGUCGUCGUCCCACCCCCGGGAGGUGCCCAUCCUGAUUUGGUUCUUGGAACAAGAAGGGAAGGAACCAAACCAGGUGUUGUCUUACAUUAAUGGAGUCAUGACCAAUAAACCUGGAACAGCCCUGGUCCACUCUAUCUCUUCACGGAAUGUGUCCCUGCAUCUGAUGGCACUCCAGGAGGGAGACUCUGGGACCUACCGCUGUUCUGUCAAUGUGCAGAAUGAUGAAGGCAAAAGUAUAGGCCACAGCAUCAAAAGCAUAGAGCUCAAAGUGCUGGUUCCUCCAGCUCCUCCAUCCUGUAGUUUACAGGGUGUACCCUAUGUCGGGACCAAUGUGACCCUGAACUGCAAGUCCCCAAGGAGUAAACCUACUGCUCAGUACCAGUGGGAGAGGCUGGCCCCAUCCUCCCAGGUCUUCUUUGGACCAGCCUUAGAUGCCGUUCGUGGAUCUUUAAAGCUCACUAACCUUUCCAUUGCCAUGUCUGGAGUCUAUGUCUGCAAGGCCCAAAACAGAGUGGGCUUUGCCAAGUGCAACGUGACCUUGGACGUGAUGACAGGGUCCAAGGCUGCAGUGGUCGCUGGAGCAGUUGUGGGCACUUUUGUUGGGUUGGUGCUGAUAGCUGGGCUGGUUCUGUUGUACCAGCGCCGGAGCAAGACCUUGGAAGAGCUGGCCAAUGAUAUCAAGGAAGAUGCCAUUGCACCCCGGACCUUGCCUUGGACCAAAGGCUCAGACACAAUCUCCAAGAAUGGGACACUUUCUUCGGUCACCUCAGCACGAGCUCUGCGGCCAAACAAGGCUGCUCCUCCAAGACCUGGCACGUUUACUCCCACACCCAGUGUCUCUAGCCAGGCCCUGUCCUCACCAAGACUGCCCAGGAUAGAUGAACCCCCGCCUCAGGCAGUGUCCCUGACCCCAGGUGGGGUUUCUUCUUCUGCUCUGAGCCGCAUGGGUGCUGUGCCUGUGAUGGUGCCUGCACAGAGUCAGGCUGGAUCUCUUGUGUGACAGCCCAGGCACUCAUUAGCUACAUCUGGUAUCUGACCUUUCUAUAAAGGUCUCCUGUGGCACAGAGGACUCAAUCUUGGGAGGGUGCCCACAUUCUAGACCUCCAGUCCUUUGCUCCUACCUCCUAUUGUUGGAAUACUGGGCCUCAGUAAGACUAAAAUCUGGGUCAAAGGACAAAAGGAGGAAAUGGACCUGAGGUAGGGGGUUGGGAGUGAGGAGGCUUCACUUCCUCCCUGCUUCUCCCUGUAGCCAGAUGAAUGCUGCGGAAGAUCGGCUACCCUCCAAGGGCUCUGGAGGAGACUGCCAGUCAGUGAUGCCCCUGGCUCUGUGAUCUGUACAACACCCUUAUCUAAUGCUGUCCUUUGCCAUUCGCUCCAUCUCCCUAUAUUAAUAUAACCUGUCCUGCUGGCUUGGCUGGGUUUUGUUGUAGCAGGGGGAUAGGAGAGACAUUUUAAAACCUGACUUGAAAUUGAUGUUUUUGUUUUUAUUUUGAAAAUUUCAAUAAAGAUAAAUCGCAUUUGCAUGGACAAGAA
Molecule: messenger RNA, 2247 nt
Organism: Mus caroli (Ryukyu mouse)
Lineage: Eukaryota; Metazoa; Chordata; Mammalia; Rodentia; Muridae
Source: RefSeq, a predicted model, not a curated record